Molecule: messenger RNA, 3122 nt
Organism: Cynocephalus volans (Philippine flying lemur)
Lineage: Eukaryota; Metazoa; Chordata; Mammalia; Dermoptera; Cynocephalidae
Gene: GTPBP4
Product: GTP binding protein 4
Exons: 18
Coding region: 587-2491 (634 amino acids)
Biological process (GO): ribosomal large subunit biogenesis
Cellular component (GO): nucleolus
Molecular function (GO): GTPase activity; RNA binding; GTP binding
Source: RefSeq, a predicted model, not a curated record
CCUGACGUGCCCGGGAUCUGGCCCGUCCUCGUGGUCGCCUCCUCCAGGCGCCCGACCGCCCUCUGCCCCGGGAGCCGGGGUGGGGGGGCGACGGGGGUCCUAGCAGCGACGGGCUUAUCUUCACCUACGCGGGCACGACACGGGCACCCGAUCACACGUCCUGGAGCCACACGAGAGCGCGGGCUGGAAGUGCCACAGCGCGGGGCCCGGGGAAAGAGAGAAUUUCCCUGGAGACAAGCACGCUAGAGAACCCCCCGGCUCACGCGAGCGGCUUUCUCUCAAGCUUAGACCGAGGCCUGGACCGGUUCCGAAACUCCGGCCGUGACGCCGGGGCGCUCAGGGCUGACUGAGCCCUAAUGCGACGUCUGCGGAUGACCAUCCCCCACCGCCCCGGGAAAAACCCCAAGCGGGACCGUGCAGGCGCGGGGGAGCACGCGGCCCUCCCCGCCCCGCCGACCUCCGGGCCGGGCGGGGGCGCUGCGCGACGCGGGGGUGCGGCUGGGGCACAACCGCGGCCGGAAGUCCCGCCCCGCCCGACGGCGGAUGUCCGGAUUUCGCUCCGCGUCCCGCGUGCACCUCAGCCGGCAUGGCGCACUACAAUUUCAAGAAGAUCACGGUGGUGCCGUCCGCCAAGGACUUUAUUGAUCUAACAUUAUCGAAGACUCAACGAAAGACUCCAACAGUUAUUCAUAAACAUUACCAAAUUCAUCGAAUCAGACAUUUUUACAUGAGAAAAGUCAAAUUUACUCAGCAGAAUUACCAUGACAGACUUUCACAGAUUCUAACGGAUUUCCCCAAAUUGGAUGAUAUCCACCCAUUUUAUGCUGAUUUAAUGAAUAUUCUCUAUGACAAGGAUCAUUACAAGUUGGCUCUAGGACAAAUAAAUAUUGCCAAAAAUCUAGUAGACAAUGUUGCGAAAGACUACAUGCGGCUUAUGAAAUAUGGGGACUCUCUGUACCGCUGCAAGCAGCUGAAGCGGGCUGCCCUGGGGCGGAUGUGCACUGUCAUCAAGAGACAGAAGCAGAGUCUGGAAUAUUUGGAACAAGUGCGCCAGCAUUUAUCCCGUUUGCCAACAAUUGAUCCAAAUACGAGGACUCUGCUUCUGUGUGGGUAUCCAAAUGUCGGGAAGUCCAGCUUCAUCAAUAAGGUGACACGAGCAGAUGUGGACGUGCAGCCCUACGCCUUUACGACCAAGUCGCUGUUUGUCGGGCACAUGGACUAUAAGUAUCUCCGUUGGCAGGUUGUAGACACCCCAGGAAUUCUGGACCACCCGCUGGAGGAUCGCAACACCAUCGAGAUGCAGGCCAUCACGGCCCUGGCCCACCUGCGUGCUGCCGUCCUGUACGUGAUGGAUCUGUCUGAGCAGUGCGGGCACGGGCUGAAGGAGCAGCUGGAGCUCUUCCAGAACAUCAGGCCUCUCUUUACCAACAAGCCUCUUAUAGUUGUGGCUAACAAAUGUGAUGUCAGGAGGAUAGCUGAACUUUCUGAAGAUGAUCAGAAAGUGUUUAUAGAUCUGCAGGCUGAAGGACUCCCUGUAAUAGAGACCAGCACCCUGACUGAGGAAGGUGUUACUAAAGUUAAAGCAGAGGCCUGUGACAGGCUGUUGGCUUAUCGAGUGGAAACCAAGAUGAAGGGAAACAAAGUGAAUGAGGUGCUGAACCGCCUGCACCUUGCGGUGCCCAACAGGAGAGAUGACAAGGAGCGGCCCCCGUUCAUCCCAGAGGGAGUGGCAUCACGCAGGGAGAGGAUGGGGACUGAGGAGCCCAGGAGGAAGAGGGAACGAGAUCUUGAGCUGGAAAUGGGAGAUGAUUACAUUUUGGAUCUUCAAAAGUACUGGGAUUUAAUGAAUUCAUCUGAAAAAUAUGAUAAAAUACCAGAGAUCUGGGAAGGCCAUAAUAUAGCUGAUUAUAUUGAUCCAGCCAUCAUGAAGAAACUGGAAGAGUUAGAAAAAGAAGAAGAGCUGAGAACAGCUGCUGGAGAGUAUGACAGUGAGUCUGAAAGCGAGGACGAGGAGAUGGUGGAAAUUCGACAGCUGGCGAAACAAAUUAGAGAGAAAAGGAAGUUGAAGAUUCUGCAGUCCAAAGAAAAGGACACACAGGGACCCAGGAUGCCUCGAACUGCUAAGAAGGUUCAGCGGACAGUUUUGGAGAAUGAGAUGCGUAGUCUUGGUGUUGACAUGGAUAAUAAAGACAACGCCCACUAUGUCAUCCAGGCAAGAAGGUCUCGGAGUGUUACUAGGAAAAGAAAGCGUGAAGCAUCUGUUCCACCCGCUUCUGUAUCUCGUAGCCGGAGUUGCUCUCGAACUCCACGGGAUGCUUCUGGUCUUCGGGAUGUCAAGAUGGUGAAGAAGGCUAAGACCAUGAUGAAGAAUGCACAGAAGAAGAUGAAUCGCUUGGGGAGGAAAGGAGAGGCAGACAGACACGUGUUUGACAUGAAGCCUAAGCACCUACUCUCUGGGAAGAGGAAAGCUGGUAAAAAGGACAGGAGAUAGUGUCUCUUGCAGGUGACAUGGUUUGGCCUAUGUUGCUGUUUAUUUCUUGGUUUGGUAUGGUAUAAAAUAGGGGUCAUGAUCUGUAAACUGAAAAAAAAAAGCCAAUGAAAAUAACUAAGUGUUUGCUGCUUUGCUGAAAACUGGUGAACGCUGUGGGGAAUUUUGACACUGCAUAACGUCACAGAUACGAGGGUACUUCAAAAACUAUCGAAAAAUGGAAUUAAAAGAUAAUAUGAAUCUUUCCAUGAAUGUUUUGAAGACCCCUCAUAUUUGUAACAUGGAGUAUCAAUUACUCCAGAUUUGUAGGAUUGAAAGGGUUUAUUGGUAUGUCUGUGCUGUUUUUGAUGGAGAAAAAUCUUAUUUUCUUUAAGAGGAAACUUUGUUCCCUUUUUUGCAAGAGGGAACUUUGUUUCAUCGCACGUGAACAGUCCUUUUUUGCGAGGAAAGCAUCUCCAUUUGUGGGUGUGGGCAGAAGGCUGCCAGCCUUGCUCUGAAGGCCUGGGAGGGAAUAGGUUGUGAGUGUGUCAAAACUUAUACUAGAAUACUCUUAAAUUAUUUUCUAGUCUUUUGUACAAUGUGUCAUUGUAAUCUGUCUUCAACUGUUUUAUUCAAAAUAAACCUCCAGAAGAAA